Effrenium voratum is the source of this 1677-nucleotide messenger RNA. Lineage: Eukaryota; Dinophyceae; Suessiales; Symbiodiniaceae. The record is from the annotation of a GenBank genome assembly.
AUGUGGGAGAAUGUCGUGCCCGACAUCAUCGACUUCCGGACCGAUCCGUCGCACUACCGCCAUUGGCGGGUCGAGUAUGAUGGCGACAUCGCCAAUCUCUACAUGGAUGUCGACGAGGAUGGCGGCCUUUUCGACGGCUAUCAGCUCAAGCUCAAUUCCUACGAUCUGGGUGUCGAUAUCGAACUGGCCGAUGUGGUGCAGCGCAUGCGCUUCGAGCAUCCCGAGGUGAAGGUCGUCGUCAUGCAAUCGGGCAAGGACAAUGUGUUCUGCGCCGGCGCGAACAUCCGCAUGCUGGGCGGCGCGGCGCACGCGCACAAGGUCAAUUUCUGCAAGUUCACCAACGAGACGCGCAACACGUUCGAGGCGGCCGAAGCCGACUCGGGCCAGAAAUACAUCGCCGCGGUGAAGGGUGCCUGUGCCGGCGGCGGUUACGAACUGGCGCUCGCAUGCAACCACAUCAUGCUGACCGACGAUUCAUCGUCCUCGGUGGCGCUGCCCGAAGUGCCGCUUCUGGCUGUCCUGCCGGGUACGGGCGGGCUGACGCGUGUCACGGACAAAAGGAAGGUACGCCGCGAUCUGGCCGAUGUGUUCUGUUCGAUCGAGGAGGGCGUCAAGGGCAAGCGCGCCACCGAAUGGCGGCUUGUCGACGAGGUGGUGCCCAACUCUAAGUUUGCCGACGCCGUUCAGGCGCGCGCGAAGGAAUUCGCCGCCGCAUCGCCCAAGAACGCCCCCGAAAAGGGGAUUGCGCUCGACCCGCUCAAUCGCACGAUCGCCGAGGACGGUUCGGUCACUUAUUCGCUGGUCGAGGUCGCCGUCGAACGCGAUGGACGCCGCGCGACGAUCACCCUCCAUGGACCGGACGGUGACGCGCCGGCCGAUGCGGCCGCGCUGACCGCGCUUGGCGACCGGAGCUAUUUCCUGCGGCUGGCGCGCGAACUGGACGAUGCGAUCCUGCAUCUGCGCCUCAACGAGAUGGAGCUUGGGCUUCUGGCUUUCCGCAGCCAGGGCGACGCCGCCAAGGUGUUGGCUGAAGAAAAGCUUCUCUUCGACAAUGCCGAUCACUGGCUGGCCAACGAGAUCCUUCAAUACUGGAAGCGGGUGAUGAAGCGUAUCGACGUGACGUCGCGCUCGCUGGUCGCCUUCGUCGAGAAUGGCUCCUGCUUUGCCGGCAUGCUGGCCGAGGUGCUGUUUGCCGUCGACCGGACCUACAUGAUGGAGGGCGAUUUCGAGGGCGACAACCGCCCCGUCGCCUCGAUCACCCUGUCGCAGGCCAAUUUCGGCCCGUUCCCGAUGGCCAACGAUCUGACCCGGCUCGAAACGCGCUUUUUGGGCGAGCCCGAACGGGUCGAGGCGGCGAAGGAACAGAUCGGUGAGACCCUCGAAGCCUUCGAUGCGAACGAACUGGGACUCGUCACCUACGCCUUCGACGAUGUCGACUGGGAAGACGAGGUGCGCAUCUUCCUUGAGGAGCGCGCCAGCUUCUCGCCCGACGCGCUGACCGGCAUGGAAGCCAAUCUGCGCUUUGCCGGCCCCGAGACCAUGGAAACGCGCAUUUUCGGCCGCCUGACCGCCUGGCAGAACUGGAUCUUCCAGCGGCCCAAUGCGGUCGGUGAGGACGGCGCCCUGCAACGCUACGGAACCGGCGUGCGCGGGCAAUACAACAUGCAGCGCGUCUGA